Lagenorhynchus albirostris (white-beaked dolphin) is the source of this 852-nucleotide messenger RNA. It is a transcript of the gene DUSP23, whose product is annotated as dual specificity phosphatase 23. Gene Ontology annotation, biological process: protein dephosphorylation; cilium assembly. The transcript has 3 exons. The coding region runs from base 154 to 606 and encodes 150 amino acids. The record is from RefSeq and is a predicted model, not a curated record. NCBI's taxonomy places the organism in Eukaryota, Metazoa, Chordata, Mammalia, Artiodactyla, Delphinidae. Gene Ontology annotation, molecular function: protein tyrosine/serine/threonine phosphatase activity.
CGGACCAGAACGCUCCGACGGUCACUAGGAGCCGGGAGUUGGGUGUUCUAGCCCCGCCCCCAGGCGGCUCGGCCAAUCCCCUGAGGCGGAGCAGGACGACACCCAGGAUGUGUCCCGAAGACCACGUGGCUCCAGGAGGCGCCAGUGCUAGCCAUGGGCGUGCAGCCCCCCAACUUCUCGUGGGUGCUCCCCGGCCGGCUGGCGGGGUUGGCCCUGCCCCGGCUCCCCACCCACUACCAGUUCCUGCUGGACCAGGGUGUGCGGCACCUGGUGUCACUGACGGAGCGCGGGCCCCCGCACAGCGACAGCUGCCCCGGCCUCACCCUGCACCGACUGCGCAUCCCAGACUUCUGCUCGCCGGGCCCAGAGCAGAUCGACCGCUUCGUGAAGAUUGUCGAUGAGGCCAACGCCAGGGGAGAGGCGGUGGGAGUGCACUGUGCCCUGGGCUUUGGCCGCACGGGUACCAUGCUGGCUUGUUACCUGGUGAAGGAGCGGGGCCUGGCUGCAGGGGACGCCAUCGCUGAGAUCCGGCGCCUUCGACCCGGCUCCAUCGAGACGUAUGAGCAAGAGAAGGCGGUCUUCCAGUUCUACCAGCGAAGGAAAUAAGGGACCUCAGCACUCUUCCGCCAGGCCCCCCACGGCCCUGACCUGUGUAUUAGAUGGGGCCAGAGAUGCGGAAGUGAACUCAAAGUGCUAAGCCCUCCAGCGGUCAAAAGACAGAAGUAGCCCUUCCCUGCAGGCAGGUCCUGGUAGGAGGAUGGCUGGAGCAGCACCAAUGUGGGGUGUCCCUCUGCCACUGCCUUGAAUAAAUAAACAACCAGCUCACGUUGCAUAGCACUUUAAGUUUACAAA